AUGAAUGUGUUCCUAAUGUUCUGGCACCACAAGACAACUAUCUUCACAGAUGCAAAGGAGUCUAGCACAGUGUAUGAGCAGAAGUGCAUUGUGGGAGGAAUCCCCAACAGGCCCCCAGAUGAGCAGGGGCUCUAUAAGGAUGACCAGCUACUGGAUGGCAGUAAGACCUUGGGUGAAUGUGGCUUCAGAAGUCAAACAGCCAGGGCUCAAGCUCCAGCAGCUGUGGGGUUAGCCUUUCAAGCAGAUGAUGCAUUUGAAACAUUGCACAUUGAGUCUUUCUCCAGCUCCCCAUAGCUCCCAGAUGUCAUGAAGCCUCAAGACUCUGGAA
Messenger RNA from Monodelphis domestica (gray short-tailed opossum), 328 nucleotides. NCBI's taxonomy places the organism in Eukaryota, Metazoa, Chordata, Mammalia, Didelphimorphia, Didelphidae. The record is from RefSeq and is a predicted model, not a curated record.